AUGGAGAUUUGCGAGAGACUUUUGUGCCUGGCCGUGGUGUCCAGCGUUCUCUGCGUUGGCUCGGUUCUGGGGAAAUAUGUGAGAGGUAUCGUCAAUACCAAGGAGGUAAGGUGUUUCAUACCUAAAAUGUAUCACUUGUUACAAUGACACCAUUAUUAGACUCGGCAGCGCCUUCUCAUGUAGCCUACAGCCUCUCCGUGUUUAUAUUAUAUUGCGAGUGUGACGCGCUCCGAAAUUGCCUGAUCAUUUUUAUUCUAAUCAAGCAAUUUCUCCAAGAUGUUACAGGCUGUCCAUACUCCCUUGUAUUUGUGCGCAUCUCUAUGCGUGUCAGAGCGAGCGUAUUUCUAUUUCUAUCUACAUCGUUCUGACAAAGAAUGUGUCUCUCACCGACGGGUAGAAACAAGCUGUGGAUGUUUACGAGAAUGUGACUUGCAAAUCCAUCUAUCAUUUUUUUCUUUGUGAUAGCGCCAAGCGUUGGUGAUAUCCUACACUGUAACCAAAAUAACUCACAUCCAUCCUUCGCAUACAAUAACGGUAACCCCGCCGGUUACAGGUGUGCGUCAGUUGUCGCUCACGUUGCAUAUUGGUUUGUUAUUGGUCCUCCUCAUUUCACAUCAGCCGUGGUCCAACACUUAACACUAGCCUAUCAAUAUAAAAAAAGAGUCUUCUCUGAUAUCACUCUGGUAUAAAUAUCAACGAUACUAUUAUCUGAUUUUUAUCUCAGUGUUUCCAUUGAUUCAUUCUGGGUUUAGAUGUUAUGAUCAUAUUGUUCCCAUGCCCUGCUGGGCUGUGAGUGACCAUGUUAUAGGGCAGGCAAGUGUAAAGUGCACCAGACAGAUGUGCGCCAGCCGAGACUAUCUCGUGCAAUGAGCUCUCACAUAACUCUUCUCAUCUCAGCUCCUUUUAGUGUCCCACUUCUGCAUAACAGUUUGAUGAUCAGGUGUGAUGUUUAGCCCAUGACCUUUAUGCCUCAUAAAGUAGGCUAACACCUGCCUGACACAAUAGAAUUGUAUCAUAGAAACACUUAGGCUACUUAUCAGAUCAUUAUGUGGUUUCCAAUCAAGAGCUAUUGAAAGUUGACAAACUCAGCCUAAUGGUGGAACAAGCUCCCCCACGACGCCAGGACAGCGGAGUCACUGACCACCUUCCGGAGACACUUGAAACCCUACCUCUUUAAGGAAUACCUGGAAUAGUAUAAAGUAAUCCUUCUACCCCCCCCCCCCCUCUCCCACCCCCCUGUAAAAAAAAAGAAAGAAGAAGAACAGUGGUUGUCCCACUGGCUAUCAUAAGUUGAAUGCACCAAUUUGUAAGUCGCUCUGGAUAAGAGCGUCUGCUAAAAAAUGUAAAUGUAAAUGUAACUAGCUAAAUGCACUAGUGUUUGUAUAAUAUCGGAAAUGCUUAUGAAUAACCCAAUCCAUAUUAGAUCUCCUGCUCAUGCCAGACAUACUCUGUACUUUCUUCUCUUACAUGGUGUGUGUUAGUCUGAACCAGGGUUAUGUCUUCCCUCAAGCACCAUGUCACUGCUCUGAAUGGACUGAAACAACACUCAUCUGGACAUGUUGAUAUAGUGUGUGUGUUGUCCAGUGGGACUGUUAAACACAUCAGUCUUGUCUGCUGACUCCCACCCAAGGUCACACACACGCACAGCCUCACUCCUCGAUCUCAAAGUCACAGUAGAGUACAAAAUCCCAAAUCAGCAGGCAAGGUAUGAUCAGGUUCAGUGAUGGUGGAGAGGAUUAUAGGUUAGGUUUUUGUGAGUUUAUUUAUGUUUGUGUGUGGUUGUGAUUUCAUGUGGCUGUGAGUAUGUGUUGCACCGUUGUGUAACCUUACUAAUGAUACAUUGAGAGGUCCAGGGGUGACUUGACUAGCUGAUUGGUAAUUAAUUGUUAAUGAGGCUUAGCAGAGAGAGAGAGAGAGGAGGGAGGGAGGAGGGGGGGGGGGGGGGGGGGACAGACAGAGGGCGGGAUAGGGACAGAGAGAGAGGGAGGGAGGGAGUAGUAGUGACCGGAUACUGCAUCGAGGCCUAGCACUUGAUUAAUGGGGUGUCUAACACACACACAAACACUCACACCCUCUUUCACUCACACACGCACACACACUCUCUCUCCCUCACUCACUCACUCACACACACACACACACACACACACACACACACUGGCUCAAUGGCUCUGCAUCACAAUGCAGUGGCUGUGGGGUAAUGAGAGGACUAAGGGGGAUUAAGGUUGACACCCCAUCCACUGUUCCACUGUGUUCCACUGUGUUCCACUGUGUUCCACUGCUUCUGUUCUCCUACUGCUCUCCACUCAGACCGACUGGGCCUAGGGCCGGACUACAGGUGCCAUCUGGGCUAGGCUUACACUGAGCUGCAUGGACUGGGGCUAGAUUGAACUGGGGCUAGACUGGACUGGCCUGCUCAGAAACACUGCUGUUAGACUAGGCUCUAUUUCCUUACUGUUGCAAUGAGCAUGCCCCGCCCACCUGAGGAUAUUUUUUCAGCCAUAUAUUUCCUGUGUUUGAGGGGUGAAAAAUCCACUUGUCACUUAAAUUUCGCUGCAGUGAAUGCUUUAAUUUUACUCCUGCGACUCUUUCAUGCUCUUGCUUGUGCCUGUCGUUUUUGCACCGAAAACGUUACGACCGUGGAAAUGUUUGUAAUGACCUGUCAAACGCACCCAGGUAAUGGCUUAAACGGGCUCAAUGGAAUACAUUUACAUUUAAGUCAUUUAGCAGACGCUCUUAUCCAGAGCGACUUACAUUGUCUUUCCGUUGAUUCUAUAAGAACGCUAAAGCUUCAUCUGGGUUUUAACACACCAUCUCGACACUAACAUCACAAGAAAGAUGUGUGUAAAAAUGUUUUAUGGGGGUGGGGUUCAAAAUAGGAGAGGGUUGUAAAAUGUUGUUUUUUUUGCUUUGGGGAGGGUUGUGUGUUUCCCCCCUGGUUUACAUUCACCCUUUUGCAGGUUUUACAUUAUAAUUUCUUCUAUCCUAGCCACAUUUCCUCAUCUGCUUGCAUGGCCUCCCCUAUAUCAAGGCGUUUUGGUACUUCCCUUAUGCACUACGCUUUUCCCUGUGUUAACUUUUACUAUACCACCACAGGUCAAUAUAGUCUACCAGUCUGUCUAUCCUGCCCUCUAUCCACCGUUCAUAGUGACAAUAGUGGUUGGUGAAUCGUUUGUCCAGAUCUGUAAUAGGCUAUAGCAGUGGUCACCAACCUUUUGAGUCAAGAUCACUUUCUGAGUCAAAAUGCAAGCUGAGAUCUACCGUUCAAUUUUUUUUUUUUACAUGACUUAAAAAACGUAAGCCAAUGCAACAUUUAACCUAUUAAAAACAGUAGUGUAGUAAUGACGUUUGUACAGUAGGCUAUAGGCCCAAAACAUUAUCACCGCAUAUUGGCUUUGCUUGAAUUGCCCUGCGAAUGCAUUGUUGUUCUUCUCUGACCAUUUUUGAAAAUUAUAUUUCAACAUUUGAGGAAGACUAUAUGAUCACACCGGUAAUAGAUCCGUUGUUUUAUUACUUGUGAGGCACAGCUGAGUGAGCAAACAUUUUAAUAAUGUGCUUUUUUAAAUAAUGUGCCUGCAUCUGAUGGUCAGUCUCAGCAGAGGGUGAGGGCAGCAGACUGAGGGUCUGCCUCUCAACAUCUCUCCGCUCUCCCUUUCCUCAGCUGACACUGACCCAAAAGGGACACCGUCUUCCAGCUGAUGGCGAAACUCGAUUCGCACCGCAUUAUUUCUGCAUCAUGCACAAAUGCAUGUUGUUACUCCUAUGACCAAAGAAAGAAGACCCAAGUCACUAAUAAUAACAACGCAAGCCUAUCGAUACACUUUCCUACUCAUUCAUUGCAGCUGCAGUGCUGAUUGUAGUGUGAGUGGAAGUAGGGAAAACACGCAUUUUAUGGCUUAUAAAAGUGUUGAAUAGAAAGUGUUGACAGUGUUGAGUAAAAAUGUAUAUAUGAACUCACUCAUAAAAACAGCAGCUCUUUACUGUAUUCGUUGACAGUCUCUCUCUGGUCAUGGUUUUCAAAGUUUAGAAAUCUCACGCUUUCUUUUAUGCCUGCUACGUUACUGCAGAGACAGUAAUCUAGGCCAUCCGAUUGGCCAGUUGUAGGCCUUUAGUGCACUUGAUUUUCUCCCCCCGGGCCCAGACGGGAAGGCAGAGUUUGUACCUUCAGACAUAUGAAAUGGUUCAUAGACUGUUCUCUCUGCUACCGCAUGGCAAGCGGUACCGGAGCGCAAAGUCUAGGUCCAAAAGGCUCCUUAACAGCUUCUACCCCCAAGCCAUAAGACUGCUGAACAAUUAAUCAAAUGGCCACCUGGACUAUUUACAUUGACCCCUCGCUGUUUAUUAUCGAUGCAUAGUCACUUUACCCCUACUGUUAGAAAUAGCGUAAUUCAAAUCUGGUAUUGGAAUAAGAGAAAACAUAAUCAAGAGAUAUUCAAUCCAAGCUAAAUUUAUUAUAUGCAAAAUGUAUGUAUGAUAAGUAUGAUGGUUCGUAUACGGGCUCACUGAAAUACCACGCAGGGCAGACAGAGAACUGAUCCAUUGUUCUAAGUUCUUCUUCAAAUACUCUGACAGAGAUAGUUCCCGCUCCCUGCUGGCCAAUCAGAGUAGAGACUGAGUGUGGUUUAGACUUACGCAGGCAAUCGUUGGCGCACAGGCUGGUCCCAGCCCCUUGGCGCUUCACUGUUGCACACUGUUGCCAGGCAUAAGUUGUUAUCAUCACAACUUGUAGAGUCAGCACCUUUUUGCAGUACACGUCCUUGAGUGCGGUUUAACAAAGAGGCAGUGUGUAUGUGUCUGUGAGAAAUACAAGUCUGUCUCACCCUACUCCCUAACAUUCCUCACAUGAAUCACAGCUUGUUAUGUGAAACAAUUUAUAUCAGUACAGUACAAACCUAUUAUGUUUAAUCAUUAAUGCAUUCUUUCUAAGCUAGGCAUCACAUCUAGAUCCCCACACUACCUACAUGUACAAAUUACCCCGACUAACCUGUAACCCCACACAUUGACUCGGUACCGGUACCCCUGUAUAUAGCCUCGUUAUUUUAUUGUGUUACUUUUUAUUUUAUUUUUUACUUUAGUUUAUUUAGGAAAUAUUUUCUUAACUCUAUUUCUUUAACUGCAUUGUUGGUUAAGGGCUUGUAAGUAAGCAUUUCGUGGUAAGGUCUACACCUGUUGUAUUCGGCACAUGUGACAAAUAAAAUGUAAUUUGAUUUCAAAAUGUGAACACUUCACCUACCCGGUGCGCAGGGCAGCUGAAUUGGGUGCACCUACCUUCAACAGAGCGAGACCAAUUAAAAAAAUAGGAACGCAAGACUUAUCGUUGGGUUUUUUACAGAAAUGUUUGGUGAUCGACUAAGAAUGCCUUGGAGAUCGACCAGAUUGUAAUUUAUUGGACAUUUGCAUUGGGUGCUUAACCCAUUAGGGCGUCACCCACGCAACCAGCGCCAUCAAUAAACAUGGGAUAUUGGUCAAAUGAGCCACAUUUACAUGUCCUUCAAAAUAGCCUAUAACACAUUUAAAUAAAUAAAAAUCAUUGUGUUUAGAUGUGUAGCAUUACAAAGCUUUAUAGCCUAUUGUUUUAUUGGUUUUUACUUUCCUAAAACCUCACGGUUCAGCUGUCGGAGAUUUGAGCACUAAAUGCAUCAGGGCAUUGCAUGCAUAGGCCUACAGGCUUAGGCGCAGUGUUGCCAACUAAUUUUCAGGUGAAGUUGCUAGAGGCAGGUCGAUUUGUUGCUAAAAGGUGCUAAAUGACGUUGUGAUGUCAUUGCGUGAUGACGUCAUUACGUAAUAACGACGUAGAAUACACAAUAACGUUACUCAAAUUGACUGGCCAUCUCCGCGACAAAUAUGAUUUGACAUUUGUUAGUUUAGAUUAGUUUGUUUAUUAUCAGAUUUUUAUUUGUAAAAGUAAUAUAAACACAACACAUUUUAUAUGAUCAGAUAUUUUUAUUUUUAAACACAACACAUUGAAUUAUUGAACAAUUACACAUUAUACAUUAUUGAACAAUUACAUUUUAUUUAUUUUCUUAUUAACUAGUAAACCUACACAUUCUGAACAAUUAUAGUUUUAAGCAGUGUAUUGGUAGUUAGUUAACAUGCUACCUAACUGAUCAACAAUUAUAGGUACAAGCUAAUAACAAGGUAUAUAUGCUAUCUUAUUGAACAAGCAACUUAACUCAAAUAAUGAUGUGUGCGCUAAGCAUCUCUGUCCAGCUCUCUCCAGGUUGUUGUGCUGCUUGGCUGGCCUGCUGCUGCCUGUGCACGAGCUGAGCGCCUGCUGCUGACGUCACUCACAAUGCCCUUUUGCAGCCAGGCACGUGUGUUGUGACUGAGUGUGUGACAGAGAAAUUAGUUUUUGUGUCAUUUAGAGGGAAAAUGCGUGCAUUUUAGUGUUUGAGUCACUUUUCAAAAGUUGCUAAAAGUUCCAAAUAAACAUUUUAAAGUAGCUAAAUCUGUUGCUAGGUGCUGUUUGAAAAAAAAGUUGCCAGUGUAGUCUGAAAAGUUGCUAAAUCUAGCAACAAAAUUGCUAAGUUGGCAUCACUGCUUAGGCAUCCAAUGUAUGAUAUUAAUAUAAAAAUAUAUAUAUAAAGGAAGAGAAGCUUAGGCCUAGCCCCAGAGAGAGAGAGAGAGAGAGAGAGAGAGAGAUAGCGAUAUGCCAGUGGCAUGCUAUGACACCAGAAUGCAUUUCAUUAUCCUUGUCAGAUGGGCUAGCCUACUGCAUCUGCUAUAGAGAUAUAGGCGUACAGAAGGAGGCUACUUCGUUAAUUUUCUAUCCAAAUAUUUUUUAAAUAAUAAAGAUAAUCAUUAUAUUGUACGAUUAUAGGAGUAACUCUGGUAUGCCUAAAACAUUCUUCCUCACCUCAAGUUCAACUGUCGGAGUCAGUUGGAGUGCCGGUGCGCAAUCCCUUAAUAUCAUAGGCCUGCAGUAUAAUAGGCUAAUAGCCACACCAAACCUUCACACAAGUUUCUAAACUUUAUUAGGGUAAUAUCGAAAAUAAGUCAAGCCAAUUUUUAUAGGGAAAAUACGAGCAGGAUAUUAUAUUGUGGCAAACAAAGAAAAGGGCUCAGAAUGAAACAAAACACUUACGAAAUGGUUUAAACCUUCACAAAUGUUAACAGGCUGCUUUGCAGCAAUUACCAAGAAAGGCUAGUGCCUACCGUCCCCAACAAAUGACAGCAAUAGGCUUAUGAUAUUUAUUUUACAACAGGCCUACUUAUAACCUAUCUUAAACUAAUAAAGGAGCACACAUUUAAAGACAGAUCAAACUUAAUUUAGCCAACGACAAUGUCUCAACAGAAUGAAACAAAACACUUCUUGCCUAUUUAAAGAACUGGUUUAGGUUAAUAAAUAUGCCUACAAUAGUAAUGGUAUACAGAAAUAAUAAUGAUAAAACAAAUGAUUAUAAAUACGAAAAAAUAAAUAAACAAAGUUCCAAAAUGGCAUCCUACCUGAAUAGGGAGUUGCACAGUAGCCUGCAUUUGGCCGUGCCAACGCUCUUCCCAUCUUUGUCCACUCCUUGUAGGCUUUUCGCUAUAGGCAUACUCUCUAUCUUUCGUUUUACUUCAAUGAAAAGGGACUCCAUCUUCGCAAUCAAAAGUCAGUAGCCCAAGGCUCCUCUCUCUCUCUCUUCAGCAGCAUGCACGUAAGGCAGCGGGCAAGGAGUUAGAGAAUGGUGCUGAAGCUGAAAUUAGGAUGUACGAUAUGCAGCCCCAGAUAAUUUGGCCGGCUACAAUUGUAUUUAUCGGCUUUUAAUAAAUGUUUUGGGCCAAAAGCCAGCAAUUACCAGCUAACCGAAACAUAUGCUUUAGGCAGGCCCAGUUAUUCAGGAAAGCUUAACGCGUGCUCUGCCUCCUCUCCAAUCUGUGCGGCUAUGCCUCGCUCACCUAGAACCUAACACUUCAAUACAACCUAAAUAUUUGUAAUUUAACUUUAUAAGGUGUUACCUUUUUAUAUGUGGCAUAAACACAACCAGUCACAAUGUUUAAUCUGAUUAGGCUACUUCAGAAGUCUCCUGUAGGCAUGUGCACAUUCAUCUAAAAUAUAAUUCCAGCAUCCUCAAAAUGGCUUGACAUUAAUCAGGUUUCCAUCCAACUUUUUUUAUGCGUGUCAGAUUGUCACGCCCUGACUCAGGGGACUCGUAUAUGUUGAGUCAGGGUGUGUAUAUUCUUUGUUAUGUAGUAUUUUCUAUGUUGGCAUGCUAGUAUGUGUAGAUCUAUGUUGGCCGGUGUGGUUCCCAAUCAGAGGCAGCUGUCGCUCGUUGUCUCUGAUUGGGGAUCAUACUUAGGCAGCCCAUUGGCACUGUUGAGUUGUGGGAUCUUGUUCCGUGUAAGGUAUGUUGUGUGUUCUACCUUGGACGUCACGUUUCGGUUGUUGUUUUGUCAUUGUGUUUAUAAGUUAAUAAACAUGUACGCAUAUCACGCUGCGCCUUGGUCUGACCCGUCAUUGAACGAACGUGACACAGAUAAAAAAUGUCAUGACAUCAUGGGAAAGGCAUGGUUCACCAGCAGCCACAAGAAUGUAAAAAAUAUACUACAGACCAGCCAAAACAAGCAUGUAAGAAUUGUACUUAAACUCCCCCUCAUACUCAUAUGGAGGUCAAGCAUUUGUGUGUCUGUAUCUCUGUAAUGUGUCUAUGUAAUUGUGUAUGUAUUUAUGUAAAAAAAUAGGGACCACAAUGGAAGUAAGUCCCCGACUUUAUCGUGCAAUCCCGGUCACUUUUAUGACGUUGAACCAACAUGGUAUAGACGUUGAAUUGACGUGGGUACUGUGUAUAUAUAUAUGUAUAUAUAUAUAUAUAUAUAUAUAUAUAUACAGUGGGGAGAACAAGUAUUUGAUACACUGCCGAUUUUGCAGGUUUUCCUACUUACAAAGCAUGUAGAGGUCUGUAAUUUUUAUCAUAGGUACACUUCAACUGUGAGAGACAGAAUCUAAAACAAAAAUCCAGAAAAUCACAUUAUAUGAUUUUUAAGUAAUUAAUUUGCAUUUUAUUGCAUGACAUAAGUAUUUGAUCACCUACCAACCAGUAAGAAUUCCGGCUCUCACAGACCUGUUAGUUUUUCUUUAAGAAGCCCUCCUGUUCUCCACUCAUUACCUGUAUUAACUGCACCUGUUUGAACUCGUUACCUGUAUAAAAGACACCUGUCCACACACUCAAUCAAACAGACUCCAAUCUCUCCACAAUGGCCAAGACCAGAGAGCUGUGUAAGGACAUCAGGGAUACAAUUGUAGACCUGCACAAGGCUGGGAUGGGCUACAGGACAAUAGGCAAGCAGCUUAUUGCAAAAUAAAAUGCAAAUUAAUUACUUAAAAAUCAUAUAAUACAGACCUCUACAUGCUUUGUAAGUAGGAAAACCUGCAAAAUCGGCAGUGUAUCAAAUACUUGUUCUCCCCACUGUAUAUAUAUAUAUUUUUACUGACAAAUGAAAUCAAUCAAUCCAAUCAAGAGACAUCUGUUACAAAACACCAAAACGUUUUUAUGACAUUCGGAGAUUGUCAAGCCAAGCCUUCGAUACUUGGUAAGCCUACAAGGUAAGGUGGGAUGUAUUUUCUGUUUGUUGACAUAAUCAAUUUAUUGUGGUGUUGAAAACGCAAACCAUGAUAUUGAAGUGUCCGAAGUCGGUAUGCUUUGUUUAUUGGUUUUGUGGUGCAUUGGCACAGAAACCUGUUGGUGGAAAAUGAAUUGCAUAUAUUUUAAAUUAUUAUAAGUAUGGCAUUAAAAUGUUGAAAAUCUGAUUCCCCCCUAGCUGAUCAUUGUCUGCAGCCAACUCUGAUCGUAGUGUAAUGAAACAGGCAGGGAGAGUGAGCUCGUCUGUGGUCGUCAGCGAACCCUCAACCUUCUGGCCCGUAGCCCUGCCUGGCAUCGACUCUGCCACAAAAGAAUGCUGAGGUGGCAAGGUCGUUAUCCACGUUUAUAAACACAGGGUCGCUACAGUUAUUGUUAUUUGUGGUGGUAAACAUUAUUUGUAGUUAAUUCUAUGAGGGGGGAGGGUGUGCAAUUUAUUUAACAAGGGAAGGGUCGUGAAAAUAUUUGUAACGUUGGGGAGGGGGGCGCAUUUUGUUUUACACCUUGUGUUGGACUUUUGAAUCCGAGGGUAUCCUGCUAUUAGCAUUGUUUUUAAAUUAAGCAAUGUGACAACAACAGUAAUUCAUGAGUCUGUCUAGAGAGCGCAGGUGAGUGCAGGUAGGGUAGACAGAGCAAGUGUUUGGUUGUUGCAGCCCUGCCCCUUUAUGUUAAUUUAAUCAUAUAUGCAAAUAUACAUGGUGUAUUUAUGCAAAUGAGGCACAUAUAAUUGUCUUCAUUUGAACACAAAAUAUAUAUAAAAAAAAUACCUGAUACAAUAAGAACAUGUUGUCAUGACGUGACUCUCAUUAUUGUGAUGACUAUUAUUUAUUAAAUUAAUCAUUUUACAAUUAACUCAAUAGGAAUUUGGGGCACCGUGGGAAAAGUUGUUUAACGAGUUACCGUUUCCCGAAUUAACUCUAAAGAUAUUUAGAUAUCUCUUAUCGUUUAACAGUCAUUUAUUAAUCAUUUACCUCAUAUCAGUCUCAUUCUGAAAGUUGUAGACUCUUUAAGUCUGCACGAAGCCGGGUCUUACUGAUCAUUACGUACCACACACAUUUAUUUAAUUAUUUAUUUACUAACUAAUUAAAAAUGGUAACACAAGAUACAAACACGUACACGGUAUAGAUAGGGAUUAGAAACGUAAUACAAUGAAAACAGGUCCCUAGCGGACUAACACAAUAUGACACUUGUUACAAAAGAUGGCGAGUUAAAGAGAGAGAGAGAGAAAACACUUGGAUACACAUGGACCUACGCUCACAGUAAUCCUAAUACUUUGCCCUGAACUGCCGCCCGUUUGGGAAGAAAAGUAAUACAUGUAUUUACGUGUUGGAGGUCUUCGUCGUGUAUCUCUGUUGGACCCAGGCCUUCGUGGGAAGGGGUCGAUUGUGCCUUCUCUUUCGGAUGGCAUUUUAGAUGUAAGGCUCAGAUUGUCCACAAGAGGUCACAAUGUCCUUCUUCUUAGUUGUCUGUUUACUUUCACUCGUUCUGGAAGUGGUCUUCUGAGGACGGCUAAUCAGCCGUGUCGAUGAUCCCCUGUGGGGUGAUGAGAACAGUGUAGUAGACGAUGGCUUGAAGAAGGUAACAGGAUGGUCCCACUUAAAUGUACCUUCUUAGAUACAGUACUUAGAACAGCUACUCAGCCGUAACAUUGAAUGUUAGUGGAGGCAACUUUGUCGUCUUCACUUCGUGUUGAUUUUCAGGGUCGGGACCAAUAUGGACAAAAGCUGCAGCUUGAGGUCCGUCUAGGCUGAUCUGAUAAUUCUUAUCUCAAUCUUUUAUGCACUCUGGUAAAGAGGGGCGUUUCCGUCAUACUGACACGCUCUCUGAGCUCCCUCGGGCAUGGCUAGUUACGAGGCAAAAGUAUUAUCAUCACUAUGAUUUUGUUAGAAAGCUAAAAUCACAUUCCUAUCUUCACGAAAACAUUGUCUUCCUCCUUGAUAUUUUCUACACAACGUAAAGUAUGUAAACCUGAUAUACACAGUUUAAAAGCUCUUCAAGUCACAAUGUUUUCGUUAUAAUGCCUUUAUACCAUUUGUAAUGACAUCACAAAAAAUACAUUAAUUUUCCAUAUUCCAUUUCUCAUCAUUCCCAACAUUUGGAUGUUGAAAUAUAUUGUGCCAAUGUUCAUUGUUGGAUGUUGAAGUAUUUGGGCGGCAAAAAGUCUCUGAAACAAAGGCAAUCCUUUCACCAUACUAGAAUGCCAGAGAGAGAUUCUCCUCCUCUCUAAUUUAUGGUGUCAAGACCGGCACAGCCCCCUGUGGGUAAGAGGGGUUGUUAUCGGCCAUUUGCCAAGCUGAUGGGAGGCCUUUGAUCCUCACACAGGGAGAGUCAUGACAAUAUAUAUAUGAGUACAUUCUUCUAAAAGAAAUUGUACAAUAAAUUGAAUAGCUGAAUUCCCACAUCCCGGAACUCAAUUCAUUAUGUGUUAUAAUUUUAACCAUUUUGAUGACCAUUUCUACCUUAUUGGGUAAGACAGGACUCAGAUACACUGUUGUUAGACUAGGCUCUAUUUCUGUACUGGGUAAGACCAGGGUCAGACAGGACUGCAUGGCCGGAAGUGCUCAGCAACUGCGAGCAUCAGGCCCCAAACUCCAACUCAGCCCAACCAGAUAGAGGAAGAGGUGGUAGAUACAGAAGGAGAGUUAGGGAGGGGGACAGAAAGACAGCUAGGGAGGGGGAAAGAGAGAGAUGGUCAGUACAAAUGGAAAGACGUUAAGGGAGGGUCUAAAAUUAGAUUAAUUUGUCUGUGCAACACAGAAACACAGAUUAAUUUAAGGGGUUGUGUGUGUGUGUGUGCGUGCAAAAGAGAGAACGAAGUAGAAAGGAGUGUGUGUAUUUCUGAGUGAGUGCAGUGACUUUCAUGGUUUCUAUGGCAGCUGCAAACUCAGGCAGCAUGUGGCGGUUGCUAUGACAAUAAUGGGGGAAUGGAGGUCUGGUGUGUGUGUGUGUGUCUGAGCCUAACAAGGGGGUCUUUCACAGUCCUUGGGCAGUCAUAUGAUAUACCCCAGGCCCAGCCCCCAGCCCCACCACCUCUCCUCCUCUGUGACUGCUCCAUAGUCAUGGAUACACCUUUAGCCCAGGCCAAUACAAUCUAGGACAAUACAGUGCAGUAUGUAGUACUGUAUGCUUCAGCAGGUCUGGAAGUUAGGCCUCUUGAUAUAUGGCUGAGUGUGUUAACUGUUAACUACAGAUGGCUUGCUCUCUGACAUAUUGCUGCGGAUUUGCUCGCUAUCUGUGAGAUAUAGUGCAGCUGUAAGUUCAAACUUUUCUGUGUUGUUUAAUGAUAUAUAAUAAUAAUAAUAAUAAUAAUAUGCCAUUUAGCAGACGCUUUUAUCCAAAGCGACUUACAGUCAUGCGUGCAUAAAUUUUUGUGUAUGGGUGGUCCCGGGGAUCAAACCCACUACCUUGGCGUUACAAGCGCCGUGCUCUACCAGCUGAGCUACAGAGGACCAGAGGACCAGGAUCAGUUCUAUACAGCAUGUGUAUGUGUCUGUCAGCCUACAUCUGCAGCACAGCCCAUUGACUGAUACCCUGCUGCAGUGCCUUAUGGAAGGACAGUGAAGCACUGUAUACCAUCAGCACUAUAUCUUGGCAUGAUGCUGGUUGAAUAUUAAAGCCAGGUUUUCCUGCUCUCUUCCCCAUCUCACCUUCAUCUCCCCCUCUCCUCUCCCCAUCCUCUACCCCAUGCCCCUCUCUCCCUCCUCCUCCCCCUCUCUCCUGUUCCCCACUCUAAACAGGACUGGUUGUUCCUCACUCGCUUCUGUUUUCUCACUGAUUUUGGACGUCUGGACUUCCGGUUCCGCUACCAAAAGGUCAGGUUAUAGUACAACUGACCUCUAGCCAUCCUUCUCUUUUCUUCUUUUUUUCCAUCAGUAUUGUUGUCUCUCUCCCUCUUAGUGAGUUGCUCUCCUGUUUUUUUCUCUCUAUCCUCUCUCCUCUCUCUCUCUCUCUCUCUCUCUCUCUCUCUCUCCUCCUCUCUCCUCUCUCCUCUCUCUCCUCUCUUCUCUCUCUAUCCUCUCUCCUCCUCUCUCCUCUCUUCUCUCUCUCUCCUCUCUCUCUUCUCUCUCUCUCAUAUAUUGUCCCCAUGUACCCUAUUAUUUUCUUAUUUUCUGUCUGACAAACUUUAUGUUUUACAAGUCAUCCUUCAUCAUCUUUCCUGUAUGUCCAUGUCUCUCUUGUCUCUCUCCCCACUGAUUCGUUUUCUCUCUCUCCUCUAAAUUGACUUCAUCACUCUUUCUGUCUUUGGUAGUCUACCUCUGUCUAUUCCUGUUAUAUUCUCCAUACAUUUAUCCUCUCCUAUCCUCUCCUCUCCUCUCCCUCCUCCUCUCCUCUUCUCUUCUCUUCUCUUCUCUUCUCUUCUCUUCUCUUCUCUUCUCUUCUCUUCUCUUCUCUUCUCUUCUCUUCUCUUCUUCUCUUCUCUUCUCUUCUCUUCUCUUCUCUUCUUCUCUUCUCUUCUCUUCUCUUCUCUUCUCUUCUCUUCUCUUCUCUUCUCUUCUCUUCUCUUCUCUUCUCUUCUCUUCUCUUCUCUUCUCUUUUCAUUUCGGUCAUCCUUUCUGUGUUCCUCUGGUUGCUGUUAGUGGCCUGCAGACUUUGAGGCAGUCUGGUAUUAAUCUUAGGCCCCCUUUCCCUCUCCCCUUUCCUCCCUCCUCUUUUCCCCUUCCUUCCCUCCUCCAUUCUCUCAUUCUCUCUCUCCUCUCUAGUCGCGAUGCUGUCAGAAUAUAUUGCUCUACUUUGAUGACAGCUCUCAGUGGCCAGCUGUGUACAAGAAGCCGGACAAGGUGAGAAACCACUACUCUGUGUCACGCUUGGUGUGUGUGUGUGUGUGUAUAUGUGGGCCUGUUACAAUGCAUAAAUCAGGAUUUGAUGAAUAUCCACUUUGUUAGAUCAGAUUUGUUGAAUGUGCGCCAAUCUGGUCAAUGGAACGUCAGCGCUCCAUUGACUCCUUUACCUCAUCUAUGCUGGAUUGCCAUCAUAAUGUAGAAUGUUUAUUCAAAUGAUGCUAACUGAUGUGGCUCAUGCAAUGGAAUGUCUUUUUUGUAAUGUCAGUUGAGUUGACUCAACAAAUCACAGCACAGAUUGAAGGGUACACUUAUUGCUUUUACUUCCUGGCAUACUCCGAGUCGAUAUUCAGAUAUUCACGUCAUAUGAAGGAAUUCCCCUCGACCAUGGCCACAAAUUGGGGGAAACAAACAUUCUUUCCCAUUGACCCCCAUUGUAAAAGAGCCAACUUCGUGGUCGAACAAAUAACAAAACAUUCCGAAAAGCUGCUGUGUUGUUCAAUGUACAUGCAACCAGGUCAUAAAUCCCAACCUAAGUUUCGCAAUGCUCCCAUGUAGAGAAAUAGAGCCUUUGAGAAGAGCCCUGUGGCUUCAGGCUUUGUGUCGUUUAGUAAUUGACAUAAACAAGCAGACAACAAGAAAAUUGUGUUUGAAAAAGGUGAAGUUUUUGCUGUUAGCCAAUGGGGCAACCUAGGUAAUCACAGGUUGUUUUCCCCACAGGCGGGCAGGGCCGCGACACAGGAGUGAAAAUUCAUUACUCUCCUGUCUUGUCCUGUAAAAUGUUUUCCCGUACUGUCCUGAUUACGUCCGGGACAAUACCAGUAUUUUGUUAGGAUCGUGGCAAGGAAACAUUUAACUUCUUUAGGAAAACAGCCCUAAUGUUGGAAACAAACAUAAUUAUGUUGUCAUCCAGAGUUACAUUUAUUUAUUUUCCAAGCUAUAGCACACAAUAUUUUAUAUACAGCAGGUUUUCAUUUUUGCCAUGGAAAAAAUAUUGUGAUACUGGUAUCGUCCCGGCCCUAGUCCUGAUCCUGCAACAGUUCUAUAACCCCCGGAACAUUCCUGUCCGGUCUCGAUAAAAAUCACUCCCGUCCCGUUCCAUGCAAAAAAAAAUGAUAUGCAGAAAUCUGAAGUAACUUCCUCCGUUAGCUGCUCGUCUGUCUGUCCCACGCUCUGUGUGUGAGUAGCCAUAGCAACUGCUCCAUUUGGCUGCUGCUCAGAACUCAUGACAGUUGUCUGCAGUGCACACACAAGAUAACAAUCACAUUAUGAGAUUUUGGCAAUGAAGGCAUUAUUUUGUAUGAUUUUUUUAUUAAGUAAACUAUAUUAGGCCUACACAUAGUUUGCUCCACACAUUACAUAUAUUUUUUGUAAUGGUUAUUACUAUCCCUGUACUGCCCGUUCCUGUGGACUGUCACUGUCGCGUCCUGUCCCGAACUUCACUCUAGAACAUCACUUCGAUUUCUGUCGGAAUCCCGCGGGACCCACAAGACCCACAGGAGUCCUGUUCCCGUGUAAAUCUCUACUGCAAUCUAAUACUGAUUGGGACUAUGGGUGCACUCAAAAUGGCUGCCAGUACACUGAUUAUGCCAUCAUUGACUUGAAUAAAGAUGCCCUUUCUAUUCAUUCUGUUUCUAUGGUUAGUUUGUCCAGUACCUGUGCAUAAUGUGAUGUGUGUAUGACACCGUUUCUUUCUUAUUCUUGACCGUAUUUCAUGACCACAGGACUGCUACCAGAAGGAGGAGGUGUUGAGGCCAGAGAAUAACCAGGUCAUCAACCUGACCACGCGCUACACCUGGUCUGGCUGUGUGGUAAGAACAUGGACAAUCUCCUCUACAGCUCUCUGUCUUAUAGAAUGCCUUCAGAAAGUUUUCAUACCCCUUGACUUAUUCCACAUUUUGUUGUUACAGCCUGAAUUCAAAAUUAAAUUGAUUAAAUAAAUAAAAAUCUCACCCAUUUACAUUUUACAUUUUAGUCAUUUAGCAGACGCUCUUAUCCAGAGCGACUUACAGUUAGUGAGUGCAUACAUUUUCAUACUUACACACAAUACCCCAUAAUCACAAAGUGAAAACAUGUUUUUAGACAUUUUUGCACAUUUAUUAAAAACUUAACACAGAAAUAUCACACCCCUUUGCUAUGAUACUCCAAUUUGAGCUCAGGUGCAUUCAAUUUCCUUUGAUCAUCCUUGAGAUGUCACUACAACUUGAUUGGAAUUCACCUCUGGCCAAUUACAUUUUUGGACAUGAUUUAGAAAGAAACACGCCACAGUCGAUUGUGCAUGUCAGAGCAGAAACUAUACCAUGAAGUCCAAGGAACUGUCCGUGGAGCGCCGAGAUAGAAUUGUGAUGAGGCAUAUAUCUGGGGAAGGGUAUACAGCAAUGUCUAGAGUGUUGAAAGAUUCCAAUAGCACAGUGUUCUCCAUCAUUGGGAAAUGGGAAAAAUAUGGAACUACCCAGACUCUGCCUAGAGCUGGCCGUCCGACCAAACUGGGCAAGAAGGACCUUGGUCAGGGAGGUGAUCAAGAACCCACUGACCACUCUGACAGAACUACAGAGUUCCUUGGCUGAGAUGGGAGAACCCUGCCAGAAAGACAACAGUCUCUACAGCAGGGGUAUUCAACUCUUUCCCUACGAGGUCUGGAGCCUGCUGGUUUUCAGUUCUACCUGAUAAUUAAUUUCACCCACCUGGUGUCCUAGGUCUAAAUCAGUCUCUGAUUAAAGGGCAACAAGGAAAAAACGCAGUGGAACUGGCUUUGAGGUCCAGAGUUUACUUUGAAGGCUCUACAGCACUUCACCAAUCUGGGUUUAUGGGAGAGUGGCCAGACGGAAGCCACUCCUGAGAAAAAGGCACAUGACAGCAUGCCUUUAGUUUACAAAAAGGCACGUGAAAGACUGAGAUCAUAAGGCAAAAGAUUCUAUGAGACAAAAAGUCUGAGACAAAAAUUGCCUGAAUGCAAAGUGCUAUGUCUGGAGAAAACCAGGCACAGCUCAUCACCCAUCUAACACCAUCCCUUCUGUGAAGCAUGGUGGUGUCAGAAUCAUGCUAUGGGGAUGCUUUUCAGUGUCAGGGACUGGGAGCCUGGUAAGGAUAGAGGGAACAAUGAAUGGAGCCAAAUAAAGGCAAAUCCUUGAUGAGAACCUGCUUCAGAGUGCAAAUGACCUUCAACUGGGGCGAAGAUUUACGUUCCAACAGGACAAUGACCCCAAGCAUACUGUACAGCCAAAGUAACUCUGGAAUUGCUUCAGAACAAGAAUGUGAAAGUCCUUGAGUGGCCCAGGCAAAGCCCAGACUUGAAUCCCAUUGAAAAUCUGUGGAAAGACUUGAAGAUUGCUGUUCACCGCCGCUCCCCAUCUAACUUAACAGCGGUUUAGAAAACCUGUAAGGAAGAAUGUGAAGAAAAAAAAAAAUCCAUAUGUGCAAAGCAGAUACAGACAUACCCAAGAUGACUCAAAGUGGUAAUCGCCGUGAAAGGUGCUUCUACAAAGUAUUGACUCAGGAGUGUGAAUACUUAUGUAAAUGAGAUAUUUCUGUAUUUCAUUUUCAAUAAAUUUGCAAAAAUGUCUAAAAACAUGUUUUCAUUUUGUCAUUAUGGGGUAUUGUGUGUAGGUGGGUAAAACAAUUAAUAUUUAAACCAUUUUGAAUUCAGGCUGUAACACAACAAGAUGUUGAAUAAGUGAAGUGGUAUUAACACUUUCUGAAGGCACUGUAUAUGUGGGCUUGUCUUGUAUGUUUGCCUAUGGGACUGUGGUUGUUUUUAGUUAUUCAGUUAUAACUAAAAGAGCUAGCUAUUGUGAGGUGUGAGGAGUGUGUGUAUGUGAGAUAGAGGUGUGUGUGUGUAACUUCCUCUUUAGAAAUGUGUUAGGAUGUGUUGAUUCAAUGUGUUUUUGAGUGUGUGAGCGUCUUCUCUAUUAAUAUAUUAACUCUCUCUGUCUGCUGUCUGUCUCUAAGGUGGAAGGAGAGGGGGAUGAGGAGGUGCUGAGUUGUGUGGGAGGUCGUAGUUUCCGCUCGGUGAGGGAGAGAUGGUGGUACAUCGCUCUCAGCAAGUGUGGGGUGAGCACCGACCUUUCACUUCUCACUGAGAACACACACACAGACCCUGUUACCCCCCCCCCCCCCCCCCCCACACACACACACACACAUAAUAAACACACUCAGAUUGACAUACACUGAGUAUACAAAACAAUAAGAACACCUGCUCUUUCCAUGACAGACUGACCAGGUGAGUCCAGGUGAAAGUUAUGAUCCCUUAUUGAUGUCACUUGUUAAAUCCACUUCAAUCAGUGUAGAUGAAGGGGAGGAGACAGGUUAAAUAAUAAUUUCUAAGCCUUGAGACAAUUGAGACAUGGAUUGUGUAUGUGUGCAAGACAAGAAAUUCUAGUGCCUUUGAACGGGGUAUGGUAGUGUCACGAUCGUUGAGAGACGGGUCAGACCAAGGUGCAGCGUGGUAUGCGUACAUGUUUAUUCACCCAAAUAAACAAACAAAACAAGAAACAACGUAACGUGAAGUCCUUCGGCUAUACACAUACAAGCCUAUACAGGAACAAGAUCCCACAAUACACAGUAGGCAAUGGGCUACUUAAGUAUGAUCCCCAAUCAGAGAGAACGAGCGACAGCUGUCUCUGAUUGGGAAUCACACCCGGCCAAACCUAGCACUGCAACAUAGAAAUAGACUAACUAGAUCAUAAACAUAGAAUAUAUAACAUAGAAACUCACGCCCUGACCAAACCAACUAAAGACAACAGGCCUCUCACGGCCAGGGCGUGACAGGUAGUAGGUGCCAGGCGCACCGGUUUGUGUCAAGAACUGCAAUGCUGGUGGGUUUUUCACGCUCAACAGUUUCCCGUGUGUAUCAAGAAUGGACCACCACCCAAAGGACAUCCAACCAACUUGACACAACUGUGGGAAGCAUUGGCGUCAACAUGGGCCAGCAUCCCUGUGGAAAGCUUUCGACACCUUGUAGAGUCCAUGCCCUGACGAAUUGAGGCUGUUCUGAGGGCAAAAGGAAGGUGUUCCUAAUGUUGGUAUACUCAGUGUAGAUUUUCUCUGUAUGCGUGCUUGAGUGCUUUUGUGUGUGCAUAUACAUGCAGAAGUGUGUGUGUGCAAGUGUCUGCAUCUGUGUGUGUGUGUGUGGUGGCAGGGCCAUUUUAUCCACACACUGACUGGCAGUGUUGGAGUGUUAGUAGAGAGUGAGUGUUUGUGAAGAGGGACAGACAGGAUUGAAGCGGAUGUUUCCUGGAGAGUGUGUUGUGUUGUCACGGCAGCAAGUGGAGGGCUGUUGACGGACAUGAUGCCUAAUGGUGUUGGACUGAAGUUAAAGCUCUGUCUCCGGCCCACAUGGCCCUAGGGACUCUCCUCGCCCCGCCUCACCUCGCCUGCACACUGCCAAUAUAAUACACGCCUUCCACCCUCUCUCAGUUCUUACUCUCUCUGGUGCUUCUGUCACUCUCUCUCUGUCUUUCUCUUCACCUCUUUCUCUCAUUCUUACUCUUUCUUGUUCACCUACUCUUUGCAUCUCUCCUUUACUGUGGCCUUCUUUCUCUGCAUCACUUCAUCUCCUCUCACUGCUCUCUGUCUCUGUGUCUCUCUCCCUCUCUCCCAGUCCUGCCUGUCUCCUCUCACUGCUCUCUGUCUCUGUGUCUCUCUCCCUCUCUCCCAGUCCUGCCUGUCUCCUCUCACUGCUCUCUGUCUCUGUGUCUCUCUCCCUCUCCCAGUCCAUUGCCUGUCUCCCUCUCACUGCUCUCUGUCUCGGUGUCUCUAGGUCCCUCUCUCUCAAGUUCCCUGCCUGUCUCUCUCACUGCUGUCUCUGUCGCUGUGUCUCUCUUCCCUCUCUCUUCAGUCCUGCCUGUCUCCCCUCAACUGCCUCUCUUUCGCUGUGUCUCUCUCCCUAUCUCCCAGUCCUGCCUGUCUCCUCUCCACUGCUCUUCUGUCGCUGUGUCUCUCUCCCUCUCUCCCAGUCCUGCCUGUCUCCUCUGCACUGCUCUCUGUCCUCUGUGUCUCUCUCCCUCUCUCCCAGUCCUGCCAUGUCUCCUCUCAACUGCUCUCUGUCUCUGUUUCGCUCUCGCCUCUCUCCCUCUCUCCAGUCCUGGCCUGUCUCUCUCACUGCUCUCUGUCUCUGUGUCUCUCUCCCUCUCUCCCAGUCCUGCCUGUCUCCUCUCACUGCUCUCUGUCGCUGUGUCUCUCUCCCUCUCUCUCAGUCCUGCCUGUCUCCCCCCUCCACUGCUCUCUGUCGCUGUGUCUCUAUCCCUCUCUCCCAGUCCUGCCUUGUCUCCUCUCAUGCUCUCUGUCGCUGUGUCUCUCUCCCUCUCUCCCAGUCCUGCCUGUCUCCUCUCACUGCUCUCUGUCUCUGUGUCUCUCUCCUCUCUCCCAGUCCUGCCUGUCUCCUCUCACUGCUCUCUGUCUCUGUGUCUCUCUCCCUCUCUCCCAGUCCUGCCUGUCUCCUCUCACUGCUCUCUGUCGCUGUGUCUCUCUCCCUCUCUCCCAGUCCUGCCUGUCUCCUCUCACUGCUCUCUGUCUCGUGGUCUCCUCCCCUCUCUCCCGUCAUGACCUUUCUCCUCUCACUGCUCUCUGUCCGCUGUGUCUCUCUCCCUAUCUCCCAGUCCUGCCUGUACUCCUCUCAACUGCUCUAUGUCCCGCUAUGUUCUCUCCUCCCUCUCUCUCAGUCCUGGCCUGUCUCCUCUUCACUGCUCUCUGUCUCUGUGUCUCUCUCUCAUCCCUCUCCCCCAAGUUCCCUGCCUGUCCCUCCUCUCACUGCCUCUCUGUCUCUGUGUUCUCUCCCUCCUCUCCCAGUCCUGCCUGAUCUCCCUCAACUGCUCUCUGUCUCUGUGUCUCUCUCCCUCUCUCCCAGUCCUGCCUGUCUCCUCUCACUGCUCGCUUUGUCUCUGUGUCUCUCUCCCUCUCUCCUAGUCCUGCCUGUCUCCUCUCACUGCUCUCUGUCUCUCAAUGUCUCUCUCCCUCUCUCCCAGUCCUGCCUGGCUAGUAUUGAUUUUGUGACAGUGCACGCUUCAUGCUCUUCACUCUUCUGAUGGAGGUACUGAGAUGGAGUCUUGGCUGGUAGAUGAAAUCAAAGGUUUUUUCCCUCACUCACAGCACAACAACACAAACUCCAGAGGCUUUGAACUCCUCUCUGUGAAAUGAGCUCUUUGUGUGCUCACUGUCGCUCCAUCUAACUCCCCGCUCUCUUCCUCUGUCUCGUUCUUUCUCUCUCUCUCCCUCUCUGUCUCUGUCUCUCAGGGGGAAGGUUUGCAGCUGGAGUACGAGAUGAAGCUGACCAAUGGCCAGUCUUUCUGGACACAGCAUUUCUCUGCAGACGAGUUUGGUGAGAACGACACAGAUUACAGAAUGAACGUUAAUGGCUUUUCCAACACUAUUUAACACGGCCAAUAAAGCAUAUUAAAAUGAACAAAUUAUGAUAACGAAGAAUGGAUGGAUGGAUGAAUUAAUGAUGAUGGAUUAACAUGGGCGGAAUGGAUAAAAAGGAAACGGGACGCAGUGUAGAAAAUGGCAAUAUUAAACUACUCCCUUAUCCUGAUGUUCUAAUGACCUGUCUCUGUCUCUCCCUGUCUGUCUGUCCUCUCCCUCUCUCUCUCUCUCUCUAUAUCUCUCUUCUCUCGCUCUCUCUAGCUAGAUUUAUAUCUCAUCUCUAUCUCCCAAACCAUCUAAUAAACCAUCUCACACCUAUAUCUGACUCUCUCUCUCACCAUCUCACACCCUUUAUCUGCCUCUCUCUCUCUCCCCCUCUCUCUCUUAUCACCAUCUCACUCUCUCUCUCUCUCCGCGUCUCUCUCUGUCACCAUCUCAACAAUCUAUCUGACUCCUCUCUCCCCUCUCCCUCUCUCUUGUUCACAUCUCACACCCUCUAUCUGCCUCUCUCUCUCGUCACUAUCUCACACCCUCUAUCUGCCUCUCUCUCUCCCCCCCUCCCUCUCUCUCUUGUCACCAUCUCUCUCGCUCUCUCUUCUCUCUCUCUCUCUCUCUCUCUCUCUCUCUCUCUCUCUCUCUCUCCUCUCUCUCUCUCUCUCUCUCUUCUCUCUCUCUCUCUUCUCUCUCUCCUCUUCUCUCUCUCUAUCUCUAACCCAUUCCUCUAUUCUCAGGGAUCCUGGAGACUGACAUCACGUUUCUGGUUAUCUUCUCCCUGGUCUUCAUCCUCUCCUGUUAUUUUGCCUGUAAGUGCCUGAGGAACAAAAUCACACCAGAAAAGCACUUAGCAGCCAACCCUAACCUGAGAUCUCUGCUCUUAACUCCCAUCUUCACACAAAUGUCUCAUUGGCAUUAAUGCACCUAACGUCAGAAUUACACUAGCCUUAAGUGCUAGUCUUUUCUGGGAUGAGGGAAGGGGUGAAAAGCGCCUGCCUUUCUGAAUAAAGACAAAGAUUAGAGGAAUAGAGCUUGUCAUUAUGGAAUCUGGCAAGGAAUGGGGACGUCUUUCUGGGAAUGAGGGAAGGGAGGAACAAGUGGCUCCUCUCUGGUGGAGGAACUUGUCAUUUGGGCUGAACAUGUAGAAGCCAGCCUAGGUAAAGUGGGAGAGCAUCUCGUCAGAUAAUACAGCCCAUGUGUCUACAAACACACAGACUCCUGCUGCACAUACUAAUGCCCAAUACACCACUCUCCUCUCUCUCUCUCCCUCUCUCUCUCUCUCUCUCUCAUUCUCUAUCCUUCUCUAUACAUUACCAUCUCUGAUCCUGUGUCUCUGUCACUGCAUCUUUCCCCUCUAACCCAUCACUCUGUCUUUUCCUCUUCAUCUAUCUUUCUCGCUCCUCCUCGUCUAUCUCUCUCCUCUUCAUCCGUCUCUCUCUCUCCUCUUCAUCCGUCUCUCUCUCUCCUCUUCAUCUGUCUCUCUCUCUCCUCUUCAUUUCACUCUCUCUUUAUUUGUCUCUCUCACUCUCUCUCGUUCUCUAUCUCGCUCUCUCUCUCUCCCCCUAUCUUUCUAUCUCUCUCCUAGAUAAUCUGAAGGGAAGGCAGCUUCUCCAUACGACAUAUAAGAUGUUUAUGACUGCGGCUGGUGUAGAGGGUGAGUGUGGACAUUAACUCCACACAUACACACUCACACACACACCCACAGGCUGCCGGUUGCAGCAGCAUCACAAUCUGACUCACACACUGCAGUCGUUGGUAUCUCAGACAUGGUAAUGACUCCUUCUGAUUAUCAUAGAUAUUAACCACUGCUUCAGCACCAUACAGAUAGCUCCCUGUCUCUGUGUAGGGUAGGACUGCUGCUGCUAUAUACAGCUCUGCAGUGCAGAACAGUGAAAUAUCCCUCUCUCUUUCUCUCACUCUCCUCCCUGCUCUCCAUCUCCUCCCUCUCUCUGUCCCUCUCUCCUCCCCUCUUCCUCCCCUCUUCCUCCCCUCAGUUCUCAGCCUUCUGUUCCACUGUAUCUACUGGGGGCUGUAUGCCAGAGAUGGAGUGGGCAACGGCAGUCUCAAGAUAAUGGGUGAGCCUGAUCAUCACAAACACCUUGAUAAAGGAUGUAAUGCAGAAACACCCUGAUAAAGGCUGUAAUGCAGAAACACCCUGAUAAAGAAUGUAAUGCAGAAACACCCUGAUAAAGGCUGUAAUGCAGAAACACCCUGAUAAAGGAUGUAAUGCAGAAACACCCUGAUAAAGGCUGUAAUGCAGAAACACCCUGAUAAAGGCUGUAAUGCAGAAACACCCUGAUAAAGGCUGUAAUGCAGAAACACCCUGAUAAAGGAUGUAAUGCAGAAACACCCUGAUAAAGGAUGCAAUGCAGAAACACCCUGAUAAAGGCUGUAAUGCAGAAACACCCUGAUAAAGGCUGACAUGCAGAAACACCCUGAUAAAGGAUGUAAUGCAGAAACACCUGAUAAAGGCUGUAAUGCAGAAACACCCUGAUAAAGGCUGUAAUGCAGAAACACCCUGUUAAAGGCUGUAAUGCAGAAACACCCUGAUAAAGGAUGUAAUGCAGAAACACCCUGAUAAAGGCUGUAAUGCAGAAACACCCUGAUAAAGAAUGUAAUGCAUAAACACCUUGAUAAAGGCUGUAAUGCAGAAACACCCUGAUAAAGGAUGUAAUGCAUAAACACCCUGAUAAAGGAUGUAAUUUAUUUAUUUAACCUUUAUUUAACUAGGCAAGUCAGUUAAGAACACAUUUUUAUUUACAAUGACGGCCUACACCGGCCAAACCCGGACGAUGCUGGGCCAAUUGUGCGCCACCCUAUGGGACUCCCAAGCACGGCCGGUUGUGAUACAGCCUGGAAUCGAACCAGGGGGUCUAGUGAUGCCUCAAGCACUGAGAUGCAGUGCCUUAGACCGCUGUGCCACUCGGGAGCCCAAUGCAGAAACACCCUGAUAAAGGCUGUAAUGCAGAAACACCCUGAUAAAGGCUGUAAUGCAGAAACACCCUGAUAAAGGAUGGAAUGCAGAAACACCCUGAUAAAGGCUGUAAUGCAGAAACACCCUGAUAAAGGAUGUAACGCAAAAGCACCCUGAGAAAGGCUGUAAUGCAGAAACUUUCCCACACAACCCAUGCAGUGCAAGAGAGUGCACACGAGAGGAUGAGUGUAUCCUUAUUUGGGUAUGUAGCAAGUGUGUGUGAGCGUGUACUGGAGUUAAUGAGUGACCUGAUUUCAGGUUCGGGUAUGAUGUUACAUAUUCAGAUACUAUAACCUACUUACAGUAACCUCUCUUUCACUCUCUAUGGGGUUCUCAUUUUCUUCUCUCUCUCUCUCUCUCUCUCGCUCUCUCUCUCGCUCUCUCUCUCUUCAGGAAAAUUACUGUUCUCUGUCAGUUUCCUGGUGUUCCUGCUGAUGCUGAUCCUGCUGGGGAAAGGUUUCACUGUCACCAGGUAGGGAGUGUGUGUGUUUGUGUGUGUGUCUUGCGGUGUGUGUCUCACACUUUGUCUGGUCUCAUGCAGUCGCACCUAUGGUCUCAGGGUCAGAGCCCCUGGGGGACAUGUCAGUCUAACUGCUUGUCAGGCUGACAGGUUCACUACUUCAUUACAGUGUGUCUCUGGAUUAAAUCCUCCAGCCACUCUCUCUGUCUUACUCCUAACUCGUACCAGUAGCUCAGUCUAUCUAUGUCUUACUCCUUCUAACUCGUACCAGUAGCUCAGUCUCUCUAUGUCUGACUCCUUGUUAUGAUGAGUUUCUCUGGUAUCAAGGAAUUCAAUAUGCAAGAAGAUAUUUAACACUUAGAUGGAGAGUUGAUACAAAGUAUUUAAAAUACGGUACCGGAUUCAACAAAACAAACUGCACGUGAGUGGCCCCUUGCUAUUUGAAUGAAUACAUAGAAAAUCUCUCAGUUUAUAUACUGUUUUGCAAGCUAAUUCCAUCCAACAGUUGCCAAUCAUUAUUGGGUGUCACUCCCAACUACAAUAGUAUCAUCUUGCAAUCCAGUCAGCUUGCACCCCAGUAAGGACAUUCCAUCACGUACUCAUUCUAAGAUUAACACAAGUGGGCCCCCUAGACCUCCUUGGUACAAAUACCUUCUGGCACCCACCAGUGACAUAAAUAAAUGGAAUGUCCUCAUCCUCAAAAUCCUAUGUAACACGUAAUAUCAAACACAUUAACAAAUCCUAUAUAAAACACAUCAUAUCACUCCUUCAAACACAUACCAGUAGCUCAGUCUCUCUAUGUCUUACUCCUUCUAACUCGUACCAGUAGCUCAGUCUCUCUCUCUGUCUUACCCUUCUAACUCGUACCAGUAGCUCAGUCUCUCUAUGUCUUACGCCUUCUAACUCGUACCAGUAGCUCAGUCUCUCUCUGUCUUACGCCUUCUAACUCGUACCAGUAGCUCAGUCUCUCUCUGUCUUACGCCUUCUAACUCGUACCAGUAGCUCAGUCUCUCUCUGUCUUACUCCUUCUAUCUCGUACCAGUAGCUCAGUCUCUCUCUGUCUUACUCCUUCUAACUCGUACCAGUAGCUCAGUCUCUCUCUGUCUUACGCCUUCUAACUCGUACCAGUAGCUCAGUCUCUCUCUGUCUUACGCCUUCUAACUCGUACCAGUAGCUCAGUCUCUCUCUGUCUUACUCCUUCUAACUCGUACCAGUAGCUCAGUCUCUCUCUGUCUUACCCUUCUAACUCGUACCAGUAGCUCAGUCUCUCUCUGUCUUACCCUUCUAACUCGUACCAGUAGCUCAGUCUCUCUCUGUCUUACCCUUCUAUCUCGUACCAGUAGCUCAGUCUCUCUCUGUCUUACCCUUCUAACUCGUACCAGUAGCUCAGUCUCUCUCUGUCUUUCUCACUUGCUCUCGCUCUAAUUUCCCUGUUUCUCUUUCUCUUUCCGCUCUCUCUCUCUUUGUUCGUCUCUCUCCCCGCUCUGCUCCUCUCUCAUCGCCCUCUGUCUUUCUCUCUGUCUCUCUCGCUCUCCUUCCUCUCUCUCUUAGUCUCCCUUUCUCUCUCACUAUCUCAUACAGAAUAGUAGCUGUGACUUUAAUAGAGCAGACUUUGUCAUUAUCGUUACAUCUCUGAAAUGUGCUGAUGAAUAGCUAUUUAGAUAAGCUGUCUGUCUACACUGCAUCAUAAAGAGGGAAUAUGUGGCCAACCCUGUGUGUGUGUGGGUGUGCGAGUGAGUGAGUGUGUGUUUGUGAGUGUGUGUGUGAGUGAGUGUUUGUCAUUGUAAAUAAGAAUGUGUUCUUAACUGACUUGCCUAGUUAAAUAAAGGUUAAAUAAAAUAAAAUAAAUAAAUAAACCCCCCCUGUGUGUAUCCGUCUCUGUCAGGGCGAGGAUCAGCCACAGUGGAUCUGUCAAGCUGUCCAUCUACAUGACAGUCUACACCGUCACCUAUAUCAUCCUCUUCAUAUACGAGGCAGAGGUACUGCAGUCUACUCUACAGAACUGCUGCUGCUACACUCAUACUGUUCAUGCUAUACGUGAAGGACCAGUGUAUGACGGUCUAAGUUUCAACCAGGGAUUCCUGUGUCCCACAAGACUGUGUUAGCCUACUGAGUUGAAGCCUAGGCAUUAGCUCUAGGAGCUAGUCUUCAGGUACUCGGGCACGGUCACUCAUCAGCCAAGCAUGGUUCACAGAAUCACCUCCAUUACAAAUGCAAAAUGUGCUGUACUAUAAUUUAGGAUGGGUCCCUCUUGGAAAUGAGGUUCACUUGUCAUGGGACCUCCUGGUAAGAUAAAGGUGAAAUGAACAUAUAAAAAUAAAAGGGGCCUACUCAAGAGGGACAGGAGUUUCUUCCCCAGCCUGUCGGUGCCUAGCACUUGGCCUGUACAUACAUAAUGCAGGGCACGACGGGGUAACCCUGUAUGACCAAUGAUAUCCAGUCUCUGGCCUGUGAAACUGAAUACAUAGCACGCAAUCACAGGCACUGUCAAUGACCCAGUUGUAGAGAAGAGUCAAUGACACACAGACACACACACACACACACACACACACACACACACACUUGUACACAUACGCACACACUUUUAGACACACUCACCAAUAAAAACUAGUAGAUUUCACAUCCCAACAUGUCAGCAGACCACAUGCUGUUACAACACACGCUGGAGAACGUAUUGUAAUACACCUCUUUGUUUGAGGGCAAAGUUAGUAGGUUGAUUAGUAGGGUGGGGUCCAUCAGUGUGGUUGUAGGACGUUCUGAGUGUGUGUGUGUGUGUGUCUCAGUUCUUUGACCCAGGUGAGGUGCUGUAUGCGUAUGACAGCCCGGCGGGCUACGGUCUGAUGGGUCUCCAGCUGCUGGCCUACGUGUGGUUCUGCUACGCCGUCCUGAUCUCCCUCAAACACUACCCUGAGAAACAACCCUUCUACAUUCCCUUCUUCACGGCGUACACACUCUGGUGAGAGGACAGAGCCCUACAACCCUUCACUCUCUGCAUGCUGUUUGUCUCUGUCAAGUUAAUCAACUUCAUUCCCUACAAAGCAUUACAACCUCUCACCCUCUCUUAUUUCCCUUCAAAGCCCAGUGAAGCCCAAUAAACUCCCUGUCUCCCUUAUUUUUCCACUUCUUGCUUGCUCAUAUUAAAUCUGUCCGCCUCUCCCUCCGCCUCUCCCUCCGCCUCUCCCUCCUCCUCCUCUCCCUCUCGUUUCCUUUUGUCACUACUCCACCAUAUUCCUUUUUUACAUAUCUCAAUCUCCCCCUUCACUAUCUCUCUCUCUCCUCUCUCUCUUAAUCUCUCUCUCCUUUCUCUCUCAUUAACUCUCUCUCCUUUCUCUCUCAUUAACUCUCUCUCCUCUCUCUCUCAUUAACUCUCUCUCCUCUCUCUCUCUCAUUAACUCUCUCUCCUCUCUGUCCCUCUGGCAGGUUUUUCGCGGUGCCCGUCAUGGCUCUGAUAGCUAACUUUGGCAUCCCUCGCUGGGCACGGGAGAAGAUCGUCAACGGCAUCCAACUGGGCAUCCACCUCUAUGCUCACAUCGUAUUCCUCGUUAGUACCCUUCAUCUCUCUACACACUCACACACAGGCACGGAUGUGCGCACAGAUACACACACUGCCUCACUGUUGAUGUUAAUGAGUUAUAUCUCUAAGACCUCAUCUCCCGCCUCGUUAGUAACCCUCUGCCCUCCACACGCACGCACACACAUACAAACCCUUCUCACCUCUCUUUUAAUAUCUAUGAGUCAUAUCUGUCUGUCCUCAUCGGCCUCUGCGUCAGUAUAUUCCAAACCCAGACUUCUAUACCAGACUGAGCCUCUCUGUCCCAGACUUCUAUACCAGACUGAGCCUCUCUUUCACAUAUUUCUAUACCAGACUGAGGCUCUCUGUCCGCGACCUCUAUACCAGACUGAGCCUCUCUGUCCCAGACUUCUAUACCAGACUGAGCCUCUCUGUCCCAGACUUCUAUACCAGACUGAGCCUCUCUGUCCCAGACUUCUAUACCAGACUGAGCCUCUCUGUCCCAGACUUCUAUACCAGACUGAGCCUCUCUGUCAUUUGUCAGUGACACACACACACACAUACUGUUCUGUUAUUAUAUGUGCAGGAAUGUGUAUCCGUGUAUGGAGAAUGCAGGUUAAUAUUUGUACAGGCAACAGGCAAUAUCCGGAAUAUGAUACAUUCCUCCCAUCCAUCCCCUCUCCCUCCCACCCUGCCUCGCCACAGGCUAUCACACGGCCCUCUGCGGCCAAUAAGAACUUCCCGUACCACGUGCGGACCUCUCAGAUCGGGAUCCUGCUGUCCAGUCCAAAGGCGGGUGUGGCGAGUGAGAGUUUCCCCCACCAUGCCUACGGGAACAGCUCCUUCCUGGGCGACUCCCAGCCCAACUUCACAGAACUCUUCUCCAUCCAGUCGGUGAGUGAUGUAUGGUCUGAGGAGGAUCUAGUAACUGAUACUAAGGUCUGAUAUAGUCCCUGUAACCUGUAACACUCCAGAGGUGUUAGAGCACAGAGGAGUUGUCAGAGAAGGAUGUGGUAACUGAUAGUGUGACAAAUACAACCCAGCGUGACCUUUAACCUUUCAACCUAUACCUCCCUCUCUCUCAGGGCCCGGUGAAGACGGUGGAGGAGACGGUGGCCCGGAAGGGACAGGAAAUGCAGAGGAACAGUGAGCAUAAGAUCAUCACCACCACGGCCGACCUGUCGUCACCCACCUUCCCCCCACUCCCUCCCCCCAUGCCCCCGCGCCUCUCCGCCCACUCCCCCCCUCCCCCUCCACGACUCCCCUCCCACUUCACUGAGUACUUCAGCAUGCAGGGGGGAGGGGGCGUGGGCACCAAGGCAUGA
Molecule: messenger RNA, 29958 nt
Organism: Coregonus sp. 'balchen'
Lineage: Eukaryota; Metazoa; Chordata; Actinopteri; Salmoniformes; Salmonidae
Source: the annotation of a GenBank genome assembly